AUGUCCCGCUUCAUCGGCGUUGCCAUCAAGUCGACCAUCUAUGUGUCCCUCAUUAUGGGCACCGGAUACCUGUUUCUGAACUACACCGUCCCCAAUUCGAGCGAUAUGGAACAGACUCUGCGAGAAUCCGGCCGAGUCAACAGCCGUACCCUCGAUGAGGCCAAGCGCCGACAACAGCUCAUUUACGAGACCAUCAUGGCCAACGCCAAUAGCGACCGGCCCGUGUGGGAAGUUCAAUUUCCCAAGGAGUUCACCGAGGAGCUCAGCCGGUCAAAAAACAGCAGUGCUUAG
Molecule: messenger RNA, 291 nt
Organism: Polychytrium aggregatum
Lineage: Eukaryota; Fungi; Chytridiomycota; Chytridiomycetes; Polychytriales
Exons: 4
Coding region: 1-291 (96 amino acids)
Source: RefSeq, a predicted model, not a curated record